CCCGUCGUCCCCCUGCGUCCUCCCCCAAGGAUUUACCGUUGGCGAUUAAGCUUCGUAUCCUACGCGUUCACAGGCUCCCAUUCUCUAUCGUUAAUCUUUCUUCUGCUAAAACCGCUUCUCUUCUUCUACUUCUUCUUCGAUCUACUACUUUUCGAUGGCGAAGGGCGAGGGUCCGGCUAUUGGAAUUGAUCUCGGCACGACCUACUCGUGCGUGGGAGUAUGGCAGCACGACCGGGUGGAGAUCAUCGCGAAUGACCAGGGGAACCGCACCACCCCCUCCUAUGUGGCGUUCACCGACACCGAGCGUCUCAUUGGUGAUGCUGCCAAGAACCAGGUCGCCAUGAACCCCACGAACACCGUCUUUGAUGCCAAGCGUCUGAUUGGGAGGCGUUUCAGUGACCCCUCUGUUCAGGCUGACAGGAAACUGUGGCCUUUCAAGGUCAUUGCUGGCCCUGGCGACAAGCCCAUGAUCGUGGUCCAGUACAAGGGCGAGGAGAAGCAGUUUUCCCCGGAGGAGAUCUCCUCCAUGGUCCUUACCAAGAUGAAGGAGAUUGCGGAGGCCUACCUCGGCACCACCAUUAAGAAUGCUGUUGUCACGGUCCCUGCUUAUUUCAAUGACUCCCAGCGCCAGGCUACCAAGGAUGCUGGAGUCAUUGCCGGCCUCAAUGUGAUGCGAAUCAUCAACGAGCCCACCGCUGCUGCUAUCGCCUAUGGUCUCGACAAGAAGGUCAGCAGCUCAGGGGAGAAGAACGUUCUCAUUUUUGACCUUGGUGGAGGCACCUUCGACGUCUCCAUCCUCACCAUCGAAGAAGGGAUCUUCGAGGUCAAGGCCACCGCCGGUGACACCCACCUCGGUGGCGAGGACUUCGACAAUCGAAUGGUGAACCACUUCGUUCAAGAGUUCAGGAGGAAGCACAAGAAGGACAUCAGCGGCAACCCGAGGGCUCUGAGGAGGCUGAGGACGGCGUGCGAGAGAGCAAAAAGAACCCUGUCCUCCACUGCUCAGACCACCAUCGAGAUCGAUUCCCUCUACGAGGGCAUCGAUUUCUACGCCACGAUCACUCGAGCGAGGUUCGAGGAGCUCUGCAUGGACCUGUUCAGGAAGUGCAUGGAGCCCGUCGAGAAGUGUCUGAGGGAUGCUAAGAUGGACAAGAGCCGCGUCCAUGAUGUUGUUCUUGUCGGGGGGUCGACCCGGAUUCCCAAGGUGCAGCAGCUGUUGCAGGACUUCUUCAAUGGGAAGGAGCUCUGCAAGAGCAUCAACCCUGACGAGGCCGUCGCCUAUGGUGCUGCUGUCCAAGCUGCGAUCUUGAGCGGCGAGGGCAAUCAGAAGGUGCAGGACCUGCUGCUGUUGGAUGUCACCCCGCUUUCCCUUGGACUGGAGACUGCCGGAGGAGUCAUGACUGUUCUGAUUCCCAGGAACACCACUAUUCCCACCAAGAAGGAGCAGGUCUUCUCCACCUACUCCGACAACCAGCCUGGUGUGGUGAUUCAGGUCUACGAGGGUGAGAGGACCAGGACCAAGGAUAACAACUUGCUGGGCAAAUUUGAGCUCUCUGGCAUCCCUCCUGCUCCGAGGGGUGUGCCCCAGAUCAACGUCUGCUUCGACAUGGAUGCCAAUGGUAUACUGAAUGUGACUGCUGAGGACAAGACCACAGGACACAAGAACAAGAUCACGAUCACCAAUGACAAGGGCAGGCUCAGCAAGGAGGAGAUCGAGAAGAUGGUUCGUGAAGCGGAGAAGUACAAGGCUGAGGACGAGGAGCACAAGAAGAAGGUCGAGGCAAAGAAUGCUCUGGAGAACUAUGCCUACAACAUGAGGAACACGAUUAAGGAUGACAAGAUUGCCUCGAAGCUGCCUCCAGCUGACAAGAAGAAGAUAGAGGAUGCAAUCGAGCAGACUAUACGGUGGCUGGAUGGCAACCAGCUUGCUGAAGCUGAUGAGUUUGAGGACAAGAUGAAGGAGCUUGAGAGUCUCUGCAACCCUAUCAUCGCGAGGAUGUACCAAGGUGGCGGGGCAGGCAUGGCUGGAGGUAUGGAUGAAGAUUCUCCCAGCGGUGGUGCUGGGGGCGCCGGGCCUAAGAUAGAGGAGGUCGAUUAAGUGGUUUGAGUUGGAGGGCUGUGCUUAUGGAUUAGUCUAUGGUUUGUUUUGAACCCUAGUUACUUGUUCAAAGGCCUCGCAUCUGUAUGAGGGAAUGCUUUUGUGUCCGAUCUUAUACAGUAAAUGUUACAGGUGAAAUAAUAAGUGAAGAUUUUCUUGUAGUUGUAUCUUUUUCGUAUAUUAAAAAAAACAACUGCUGUAUCCUGUGCUCUUGGUUGA
Messenger RNA from Phoenix dactylifera (date palm), 2317 nucleotides. Its product is annotated as heat shock 70 kDa protein 4-like. Lineage: Eukaryota; Viridiplantae; Streptophyta; Magnoliopsida; Arecales; Arecaceae. The record is from RefSeq and is a predicted model, not a curated record. Gene Ontology annotation, molecular function: ATP binding; ATP-dependent protein folding chaperone.